GUUGUCACACCCUAGUCCCUUGGUUAUUCUUGCUUGUCUGCCCCUGAUUUUGUUUUCCACGUUUUGUCUGUUUUGGUCAUUGUCUCAGUCUGUCUUGUCCCGUUAGUCUACCCCUUGGUGAGCACCUGGUGGUGCUCAUUAAAGGGGGGGCUUCUGUCAUGGCUCUGCCUCCUGUCAUGGCUCUGCCUCUAUUAGUCAUGUUUUUCUUGGUCCUGUGGCAGAGCCAUGACAAAGCCUUUGGUUAUGUGUGGAGAGAAACAUAUUGUCCUUUUGACAAUAAUAUACGUUAAAAUGGGAAAAUAUGCCGUUUACACAAGAAAAUUAUUUCGUUUUAACGACAUAUUAUCUCGUUAAAACGACAUAUUAUCUCAUUAAAACGACAUAUCUCGUUUUAACAACAAAUUAUCUCGUUAAAACGACAUAUUAUCUCGUUAAAAUGACAUAUCUCGUUUUAAUGACAUAUUAUCACGUUAAAACAACUUAUCUCGUUUUAACAACAAAAGAUGGAACAAACAGACUAGCAACAACAGGCGCUGAUGUCAUAUUUUAACAAACAACUUUUCCCAUUGAAAUGAACUACAAACAGCAGAAUCCAUUACCCUUGAAAAACUGCAUCUGAACAAUUGCAUUUCGUAUUAGUAUGCUCUGGCUUUACAACAAAAAGAAAUGGCAUUUAGCAUACAGCAAACAUGUUUUUGCUUGCAAAGCUGGUUGACCAAACAGGUCUUGCUGGUAGAAGCUCGGUAGGACCAUAUUAUACAUUUGUAUCUUAAGUCUUAUAUUAAGAUCUCACAGGUUUAACAUUCUCCAACUGCAAUUUCCAUGUUUACAAACAAGUAGGAUGUUGUUGGAAUAUGACUGACAACCAGCAUUUGGUCUUUUCAACAAAGCGGGCAGGUUGUGACAGAAAACAUGAGUUAAACAAUUGUCCCAGUUGUAUCUUGUAAUUUGUGCGGGUGACCAGCUGAUCUGUUCAGUACUUUGUGUUUGUGGGUUAAAAAAGCAGAUGGGGGAUUGUAGUCUAUUCUCUCCCUCCACCACCCCCAUAAUCCUCUUCUGUGAGAGGUGAUCUUUAUGUGAGACAAGGCAAUCCUUCUGCCAUGAAGGACAGAGAUAGUUGCCUAACUACAUUUUACAUUGAAUCAUUUAGCAGAUGCUUGUUUAACUUAAAAAUGUAAGGAAAACAAAAAAGCGAGCAAUCAAGAGAGAAUAUUACAGCAAAUUACUGAACUGACUUUAAGUGCUGCUAUAUGUUAUAUGUGCUUGGGUUUCCUGAGGUUUUCAGACAAAAGGUAAUCCAAUACAAAAGUAUUACAUUAUUUCAGUUUAUGUUAACGAGACCAUCCCCCAAUCUUCUUUCAUAAACACUUUUGAUGUGGAUCAUUUUUUAUCUAUUUUCUUAGCUUUAAAAAACAAAAUUAUUUUACAAUGUUUCACAGUAUACUUCAAAUAUCUUCAUUGUUGUUAUUUUUGUAUCAAUCUAUCACGAUAAUUUACUAAUUUCAUUGUUAAUAUGAAUGAAAAUGCAAUAAACUUAAUAUUUUCAUAGCAAUUAUGAACUCAACUUAAAUUUAAGAGCGCAAUAAUUAAACCUAUUUUCAUUUUUGGUAAGCUCAUUUACACAGCAUGACAACAAAGUUUAAGGUUUUUAAUUUUAAAUGAAAGUCACCACAAAAUCAAAACUGACUAUUCUUAUUUUUAUUGGAAUAUUGUAGUGUUUAUUAUACUUUUUCAUGUGCCCUCUUAAAUAAAAAACGUUAACCUCCCCCGCUAAACAACAUUUCUUCUCUGCAUGACAUAACGUCUUGGAGCAAGGGUGAACUACUGUAUAUUGACUGUUCAAUGGGCAGGCUUCCAACUAAACAUUUAUUUUUUAAUGGAUCUUUUCAUGUUUAAUCGUCAAACUUGAUCCAUUCAAGUUGGGACUACAUGAAUAAUCUGUUAUAAUUGUUCAAAUUUGGCAGAAAAUUUUCAGUUUGUAGCUUUUUUUUGAGACUCCGUUAGGACAAUUUUUAUAUUUUUUUAAUUUUAGAAGAGUUUUUAUAUAUUUGAGUAUUGUAGUUACCAUUGUUCAGAGAUUGGUGCUUGUGGGAGGUUAAGUUUCAAAUAGUAAUUUAUUUUCUUUAUGUGAUGAAUAAGUAAAAAGAUGAAUGAUAAUAAAUGAGUGCCUGUUAUUUGAUUUGAGAACUUUAAUCAAAAUCAAAAUAAGUUCCACAUAAAAAUCAUGUAAACGAUCUUUGCUGUAAAAACAUUAAAGGGAUAGAUCACCCAAAAAAGAAAAUUCUGUCACCAUUUACCAUAAUAGGACAAAUUAAAAUGGUAGUCAAGGGUGUCCCAGAACUGUUUGCUUUCCUAAAUUCUUCAAAAUAUCUCAUUAUGUGUUCAACAGAACAAAAAAAUCUAUAGCCUACUGAAGAUUUUUCUACUAUUGUAGUGAAUGAUGUCCCAGAAAUGAAAAAUUAUGAACAGCUGCGAGAAACUUCCUAUUUUAAUGAAACACCUCUGAAAAAAAAUUGUUCCUCUACAUGGGUACUUGCCCUUUAACUUGUUAUUUAGUGCAUAUUCAGAAAGGAAGAAUGGUUGUGUGUGCAUAAUUACAUUAGGAAAUUAUUAUAUUAUAAUUAUAUUAGGAAACAAACUUGUUUGUUUAUGUUUAGAAAAGCAUCACUGAAAUGCACUAUUACUACAGUUAAUGGCAACUGCUUAAAAUAAAAUACUGAAAUAAAAUGCCUAAAAUUCAAGAUAAAAUUCUAAAUUAGAAUGAAAAGGGGCAAAGAAAACAGAGAAAGACAUUUUGUCAAAUGAAAUCUUGUUUGACAUGUCCUUGAUAAAUUCAGCAGUCAUUUUAUCUGUUCUUUGAUACAGGUCCGGCAAUAGACCAUUAGCUGUUGGCUUGUGAACAACAGAAGAAAGUUUUAGUGCAUCCUGCUGCCCUCAGCAUUUCAUACACUUCAUGUUGAGCUGUUAGCUCGCACAUUUUUGCUCCUCUCAUCGUAUCACCAUUUAUGUUUAGACAACAGAGCCCAAUGGGCAGCCAUCAGCUACCGGUCUACAUCUGCCUAAAUAUAGUCAGCCCUAAAGCUUCUUAGUGGGAGAACCCUCUUAUAAGUUCCUUUCCUUGAAUAGACGCCGAGUAUAGACCACACAAAUAUACUUAAGUGAAAAUCCCUUGCAGGUAUUUAAUUCUAAAUAAGUAAUUACUAGGUUGUCAGUGUGUCUUGGUCCGCAGGUGCGUAAGUCUUAGUGGCUCAUUCGUGCCUCGGCUUUGAAGAGAGUUGCACACACAAACGCACUGACCGCUGGCUGAGAAGCAUCCAUUUCUCAGGGACAAGUAACCCACCACAGCUGCCAAAAUGUGUGACAUGGGGGGACUCGAUAACUUGGUGGCCAACACGGCCUACCUGAAAGCCCAGGGGGGAGAUGACAAGGAGAUGAAGAAACGUCGGUGAAGUCUGUCUCUUCCCAAGCCGGAGCAGUGCGCAGCACUCAGGACAAAUCUAGAGAAGGACUUUGACUCCCUCUGCGAAAAACAGCCUGUAGGAAAGCGUUUCUUUCGCCAAUACCUUGAUCAAGGGGAUCUGAAUGACUGGGAAUUGUCGGAGGGCGCUGCCAGAGACAAGGCCCGUACACAUAUCAUUAAUACAUUCUGCAAGGAUGGAUCCAAGAGCUUCCUCACCUACCUGACUGGAGAUGUAGCAACCAAGUGCAAGGCAGUUACUGACAAAGAUUUUGAGGAGGUGAUAGGACUGGUGAAGGAUGCCACCAAUGAGUUUCUCAAAGGCAAACCUUUUUCAGAUUAUCAGGAAAGUCAAUUCUUUGACAAGUUUCUGCAGUGGAAAGAAUACGAGAAACAGCCCAUCACUGAGAAAUACUUCUAUGAAUUCAGGACACUUGGAAAGGGUGGAUUUGGUGAGGUUUGUGCGGUGCAGGUGAAGAACACCGGCCAGAUGUAUGCCUGCAAGAAGCUAUGCAAAAAGCGUCUGAAGAAGAAACAUGGUGAGAAAAUGGCCCUGUUGGAAAAGAAAAUCUUGGAGAAGGUCAACAGCCUGUUCAUCGUCAACCUGGGUUAUGCUUAUGAAACCAAGACCCAUCUCUGCUUGGUCAUGAGCUUGAUGAAUGGAGGUGACCUCAAGUAUCACAUCUAUAACAUUGGUGAGAAGGGCAUCGAAAUGGAUCGGAUCAUCUAUUACACAGCUCAGAUUUGUACCGGGAUGCUGCAUCUACAUGCCAUGGACAUUGUGUAUCGUGACAUGAAGCCUGAGAAUGUGCUUUUGGAUAGCCAGGGUCAAUGUCGUCUUUCAGAUCUUGGUCUUGCUGUCGAGAUUCCGGUUGGAAAAACCAUCACCCAAAAAGCUGGAACCGGUGCAUAUAUGGCACCUGAAAUCCUGACUGAAAUUCCGUACAGGACCUCAGUGGAUUGGUGGGCUCUGGGCUGCAGUAUCUAUGAAAUGGUGGCUGGCUACACCCCAUUUAAAGGUCCCGAUUCCAAGAAGGAGAAAGUGGAGAAGGAGGAGGUACAGAGGCGGAUCAUCAAUGAGGAGCCCAAAUAUGAGCACAAGAACUUUGAUGCCCCCACAAUAGACAUCAUCAAGCAGUUCCUCAAGAAGAAGGUGGACGAACGUCUUGGCUGCAAGGGUGAUGAUCCCAGGAAGAACGAGUGGUUCAAGUCCAUCAACUUUGCCCGUUUGGAGGCCGGCCUUAUCGACCCACCCUGGGUACCCAAACCCAAUGUUGUCUACGCAAAGGAUACAAGUGACAUUGCAGAGUUCUCCGAAAUCAAAGGUAUUGAGUUUGAUGCUAAGGAUGAUAAAUUUUUCAAGGAGUUCAGCACAGGGGCUAUACCUAUCGCCUGGCAAAAGGAGAUGAUUGACACCGGACUCUUCGAUGAGCUCAAUGACCCCAACCGGAAAGAAUCAGCCGGUGGCUCAGACGAUGAUAAGAAAUCGGGUACCUGCACGCUUUUGUGAGAGAACAAGCCAGCUUGGAAUUCAGCAGCAUAUGGAAUUCCAUUGAGUGACAUCCCAAAUAUUAUUGACAUCGUGCUCUGUGUUGAAGAAGAGUUAAGCAUGGCUGGAAUAAGAUGGUACGUUAGUCAACUUUAGGAUAGAAGGUGUUUCUUAUUGGUUCGGAUGCAGAGCUGCAGGGUCUGAGAAACACCCAAUAUACCAUCCAUGAUGUGCUUGAGCUUUGGACCACACAAGGAUUUUCUGCAUUUCCUUCAUGUCUCAUGAAGUAGUCAAUAUCCUAUCCAACAGAGGGUGCAAGAAAAAUGACCAUUCCUUAUUGAGAAGACUCUAGAAGAGUAGGCCUAAACAGACUUAUUAUGAUGUAUCCGUAGCAAUUAAAUGUACCAUGAGUGUGUGAUCAGAAGGCAGAGAUCUCUGGAAAUACAAAGUUGAGUCCUCAGUAAGGAGCGGCUUGUGUUCCAAACACUUCUCGCCUUGCCAAAUCACAGUUUAUUUGUGGAUUCGUUCAGGGUGUACAAAACCAGCACCUACACAUACUCAGAGUUAUUUUUAUUCAUGUAAAUUAAUUUAAAUGUGUUCAACUGGGAUAUAGGGAUAACUACAACCCUAUAGUUAUCUAAAAAAAACUAAUUUAAUUCUCUAGUGUUUAAUAUUUCCCUUUGUGAAUGAUUGGUAUUACAAUUCAGCAGACAUCUGUGUGCAGAGAUUCUGUGUGGGUCUGCCUGACACAGGCAUACAGAUAAACCGCUACAUAUUAACAAAUGUGUUUUUAUGAAAUUUGUGUAAGUGUUUGCCAGAGAGAAACUUGCAGUAACUCGUGGCCUCUAUGACUGUGAUCUUAAAUGCUGAUUUGAUAGCAGGGCUGUUCUGAUAAUGUACUAGAUUUUGUAUAGGCUAUGUAUAAAUAUGUACAUACAAUAUAUAUAUGAAAUAAUAAAUCUCUUAUCUAGUAUCUAUAUAAAUAUUAAUAGUGCGAUAGUGAGAUUUUACCUAUAUUGCAGCUUUAAAGGUUACAAUUUCAAUUGUCUGGUUAAAUCUUUCACAUAAUUUUAAAGCCAAGCUGAAACAGGUUGGUACUCAAGGGCACAAAGAGAGGGCCUUGGCACUGAUGUCUGCUCAUUUCUUUCUUUCUACGUUUCCAAGUAUCCGUUUGGGUUGUGCCCAAAGGCAGUCCUCUGUGGUUGUGCUUCUAUGAUAGAUAUAUGUUUAAAAAUGCAGGGCCUUUCUAAACCUAGGGAUAACAUACAGGUUCUUUUUCAAAACUUCACACUGUCCAACCAAAUACCAGCAGACAUUCUGCAGUUGGCUUUUGUAUGCUGGCAGACAGUCACUUUCACACUGCCCCAACAAACAGGAACUUCUUAAAUUAUAAGGCUUUGUUAGAAAGAUGGGCAGGAUCGUUUUAAUAGACAAUUGCAAUGCUUUGCAUGGGGUGGGAAUCACAGGGUGCCUCACGAUACAAUACGAAUCACGAUACCAACAAUAUCAUGAUGCGACGAUACUAAGAUAAUCAAUAUAUUGUUUGGCAGUUCUAUAACGAUACAUCACGAUAUCUGCCUAACUAUGAAAACAAAAUGCCCAUGAAAGGGUUAAGUGCAACAUUUGUCUCUUUAUUCAAGUCCACAAAACUUUUUCAGUAGGUAAAUUAAUUACAUAUUACCAACAUGAGUAACAUUUCAAGUAAAUUAAACAUUUUAUGCUUAAAUUAAAAGCUUAUCUUUGUAAACUGACACAUUUAAAACAUUAAAAUAUAUAUAUACUGGCCCAUUUCUAAAUUUAACAGCCAC
Molecule: messenger RNA, 6754 nt
Organism: Triplophysa rosa
Lineage: Eukaryota; Metazoa; Chordata; Actinopteri; Cypriniformes; Nemacheilidae
Gene: grk7a
Product: G protein-coupled receptor kinase 7a
Biological process (GO): protein phosphorylation; regulation of signal transduction; signal transduction
Cellular component (GO): cytoplasm
Molecular function (GO): rhodopsin kinase activity; ATP binding
Source: RefSeq, a predicted model, not a curated record